ACGCCUUUAAGACAAACGAAGAAGAAACUCGGAAGUUAGGUCGGAUGUUGUCAUGGCGUUUCACAUGUAAAUCGCCGAGCUCCAGAAAUUCAAUUAAACGCAAUAUUACGAGAUUUGAAGGUUGAACUAAGCUGACUGUCUCUCCUGGACCAAAAAUUAUGAGCACCCAAUACAGCAUCCUUUUCAAGCAAGAGCAUGCACACGAUGAUGCCAUCUGGACGGCAGCGUGGGGUAAAAGUGAGGCGGAUGGGUCAGAAACCAUUGUCACUGGCUCACUAGAUGAUAUGGUCAAAGUCUGGAAAUGGUCAGACGAGAAGCUGGAGCUGCAGUGGACUCUGGAGGGACACCAGCUGGGUGUGGUGUCAGUGGACAUCAGUCACAAUGGAGCCAUCGCUGCCUCCAGCUCCCUCGAUGCUCACAUCCGUCUCUGGGACCUGGAGUCCGGUAAACAGAUCAAAUCCAUGGACGCAGGACCAGUUGAUGCAUGGACGGUUGCCUUCUCCCCAGACUCCAAAUACAUCGCCACAGGAAGCCAUCUUGGCAAGGUCAACAUCUUUGGUGUGGAAAGUGGCAAGAAGGAAUACUCUCUGGACACCCGAGGGAAAUUCAUCCUGAGUAUAGCUUACAGCCCUGAUGGAAAAUAUUUGGCCAGCGGAGCCAUCGAUGGAAUUAUCAACAUCUUUGACAUUGCCACUGGAAAGCUACUCCACACACUGGAAGGUCACGCCAUGCCCAUCAGAUCCCUCACCUUCUCCCCAGACUCCCAGCUCUUGGUCACAGCCUCAGACGACGGCUACAUUAAGAUUUAUGACGUGCAACAUGCCAACCUGGCCGGUACACUGAGUGGCCAUGGAUCCUGGGUUCUUAAUGUUGCCUUCUCCCCAGAUGACACGCACUUUGUCUCCAGCUCGUCUGACAAGAGUGUGAAGGUUUGGGACGCCAGCUCCAGAGCGUGUAUCAACACUUUCUUUGACCAUCAAGAUCAGGUGUGGAGUGUCAAGUACAACAGCACUGGCUCCAAGAUCAUCUCUGCUGGGGAUGACCGCGCCAUCCACAUCUACGACUGUCCUAUGUGAUGAAGGUCAUCCAGUCCAGUACAGGCUUCAGGAGAAGAGAGCCUUCAGAGCUGUUUACUCAAAUCAUGGAGUUCAAGUUUAUAAUUUGGGGGAGGGAGGGAAGGGGGGAGGGAGAGGGACAAACUGUAAAUGUUAUGGAUUAUUUUGCACUGGCCAACUAUGGUCAAAUAAAAGGGUUGUUUUUGUA
Molecule: messenger RNA, 1263 nt
Organism: Lates calcarifer (barramundi perch)
Lineage: Eukaryota; Metazoa; Chordata; Actinopteri; Centropomidae
Gene: skic8
Product: SKI8 subunit of superkiller complex
Exons: 11
Coding region: 159-1076 (305 amino acids)
Cellular component (GO): Cdc73/Paf1 complex
Molecular function (GO): protein binding
Source: RefSeq, a predicted model, not a curated record